GAAGAAACCGAAGAUCUUUCUUGAAAACUUCAAACAAAAUGGCACAUAAUCGAGAUCCGAAUCUCCUCAUAGUAUCAACCACAUCUUUCAGAUCUCUUUUGCAUCUAAAACCGGCAUGGAAACAUCUCCUCCUGCGUUAAAAUUCCGGUUCAGAGAUCACGGUAAUGAUAUGGAGAACGGAGACUCUGUCGUUGGCGAUACAAGCACGGAGUUGUCGUCGUUCACUAGCGAUGAAGACUCUGAUAUCGACUCCGAUGAGCUUGCUUCCAUGACCGCCAAGGGGAUUAAUCAUCUAUGUUUAGAACUCAUGGAGCUGAAGCAAGCAUCAGAAGUUGAUUUUCAGGAUAAUUUAAUUUCCAAUUAUUCAUCCUUCAUAAGGGUUUAUAGAGAAACAGAAGGUAUAAACAAUGAAGUAAUGCAAUUUAAGUAUCAUCUGAUGGCGCAAAAGCAGCUCGUUCGAAACCUAAUGGAUAAUGAUUGUCUAAAGACCGUAUCAGAUGAUCAAACUGCCGCAGGUGUCAAUGAAUCCACGCUUGAUGAUUAUAAUCCUACAACUUUGUUCAAGGCUUGUGCUAAUGAAGUUUUAGAAACUCUAGACAACCUUCUGUUUGAGCAUAGAUUAGAAGAAGCUUUGGGAAUCUUCGAGAUUGAAGAUAGCGAUUUUCCAACAGUGAAGUUUCAAGAAGACAUUUCACCAGAUGUCUGGAUGUGUUACAAAUCUGACAUGGCGGAAAGGAGGGUCAUGCUUGCUGAUAAGCUGACGCUAAUGGCCGACAACACAAGGGUCUCGGUGGCAGAACUGCAAAAAUCGUUAGCUGGACUUUCCAGGCUUGGUUUUGAUCAUCUUGCAACGCGGUUACUUUUCAAGUAUUACCAUACACGUAUCGCCUCGGGUGUAAACAAUUUGCAGUCCUCGUCAAGAUCUCUACCCGGGAUUUACGUUCAUGAUUUAGCAAAGUAUGUUUUUUCUAUGAUGUCUCAAGCCGCAAAGAGUUUUGUUGUGUUACACGGAGAAACGUCGCCAUAUGAUUCAGAACUUAUGAAAUGGCUCUUUGAGGAAACAGAAGCUUUUGCUGGUUUGUUUAUUAAACAUGUCGGAUCGAUCUCAAAGAUUAACGGUGGGUUGUCUACAUUGGUUGAUUCGGUGCACUUCGCGAUGUCGUAUUGCUCUUUGUUAGAAAGUCAAAAGUUGGAGUUACAACCAUGCUUGAUUAAGCAUAUUCUUCCUUGUAUGGAGAGUACUCUAAAAGCUCAUUUUGAUCAUUUCAAGAAAGUUAUCAGCAUUGUAACAUCUAGUGAUGUUUGGUUUAUGGAACGAUAUCUUGUAUCGGGAAUGUUGAUAGACGGGACCUCUUCGUCGGUUUUUGACCAACAUCCGGAAUAUUGCUUGCUCACCAAUAGUGGCAGGAAGUUUGUGUCACUGCUGCAUACAGUAAUCGAAGACGUUUCAUCUUUAGUUUCUGUUACGGGAAGCACGAUUCUUGAAGAGCUAAUGGACCUAUUUGCGGAGUACUGUUUCAUUCUCGAAAGAGCCCUCACCUAUGAAACAGAUGAUGUUGUAGAAGGUGCAUCAAGAAUUAAAAUGGCGGAAUCACUUUCACAAAAGGUUUCGAUAAUUGCGAAUUUAUCAACGCUUGAAUACUUCUUCCCCAAUGUUAUCAGAAGCCUCUUCAAGGACGUAACUCAGUUAAAGAACGUGAUUGUCCGUCACGUGACAUCAGUUUCGGGCAGUUGCAGUAGACUCAAAGCUCGCUUAUGCAAGCAAUUUAUACAUAGCAUAAUGUCUAACGAAGCGUCGUGUAUUAAAGACUAUGUCGACUUUGACUUGUUGCAGGGUCCGAUGCCUUCUGUUCCUUAUCAGAUACUGUUUCUGGAAGUAAGGAAAGUAGAAGAACUUGCUGAAGACAAUGUUGUUGAAUUUGAUUGGUUGGUGAGCUUACUUACAGAUCUUAUCGAGGCCGCAUUUGAUUGGAUUUCCGAAAACGAUGUAAAUUGGGUGACCCGACACAAGAAUGAUGCCACUGAUCAGCAUUCUGAUGGAUUGACUCAGUUUGCCCUCGACAUGCAAUUUCUGGUUGAGGUAGCAAGGCGUGGAGGAUACUUAACCACCGAUAUGAUCAACUGUUCUACAGACUUGGUAUCACGGAUGGAAUCAGCCAUGGUUUCUUCCGGGUUUGAUCUAAACAGAUAUGUUGUUGAUUAUGAGAAGGUUGCGAAGUCCGCUGUUGAAGCUAUCAAAGAGCUCGAGGCACUGGUUGAAAAGACCCAACAGUUAAGUGAAGACUUUGAUCAGCUUGAUGAUGAAGAAUACCAACCACAUUCUUCAAUAAACUCCAUUGAAGGUGAUGACUCUCGAGGCUCUUCAGAAGUUUCCUUCGAAACAACAGCAGAUCUUUUAGUUCAGGAUUUUGAAGAAGAUGGAAACGAAGACAAGGUUGAAGAUGAAAAUGAAGACGAGGUUGAAGAUGAAACCGAAACAGAUCAUGGAUCAAUGGAAAAUAAUAAGAAGAAAUUAUACCAAGUGUCGACUGAAAAUGGUGAUGAAGAAGAGGAGAGUGGUAUCAAAGAUGGGGAGACAAGAGGUUAGUUUAACAACUUCAGAUGAGCUUCUGGAGCUGAGGAAGCUUAGGGAGGUUAGCAAAUUAGAGAUCAACUCUUGUAGGGAAACUUUCGAGUUUCAAACCAUGGAACUGGAGUGGAGUUGGUUGAUCUAUCCUAAAAGAGUAUUGAUAAUUACUAA
Messenger RNA from Helianthus annuus (common sunflower), 2740 nucleotides. Its product is annotated as exocyst complex component EXO84B. Bases 116 to 2587 code for a protein of 823 amino acids. Gene Ontology annotation, biological process: Golgi to plasma membrane transport; exocytosis; intracellular protein localization. The record is from RefSeq and is a predicted model, not a curated record. Gene Ontology annotation, cellular component: exocyst. Lineage: Eukaryota; Viridiplantae; Streptophyta; Magnoliopsida; Asterales; Asteraceae. The transcript is spliced from 6 exons.